AGCUGUUUUCCCUCCUGAUCCUUCUAGUCAGGAUCCGGAUCCUGCUUUAACUACCCCCAGCAGGCAUCGCCCUUUCACACCUCUCAUUGAGGCACCACACGUGGCAACACGCGGUCCCCAGCCCGGCCGGAACAUGGCCCCUCAGCCCUCAACACCCGGACUUGCCCCUGGUCGCACCAUACCCGAGGCCCAUGCCAUCUCAGGGCCUAUGCUGCUCCCCCCGGGGCCUAGCGAUCUCCUUCGCCAGCCGCGUGGUCCGGGUCCGACUUCCGGUGUCAACGCCAUGUUAGUGACGUCACCGGAAGCGGACAUCGGCACUUCCGGCUUGGCAGAUUCCCGCGCGGUCACAAGGACAUCGGCUCCCGGGGCAACGCCACUUGCAGGUGAGCACCGAGAGCCGUCCUUGGCCGUUGGCGGGUUAUCAGUGGGGGGUCGGAGGGGCAUUAGCAGCGCAAGCAAACUGCGCAAGCGAACGGCACAUUUGAAUGUUAAUCCUCAGGGGCAUCAAAGGGGUCGCUCCAUCAUAAGAGGUAGUACCAGGCAGAUAGCCAGUGAUAGGGGUAGGGGGACACGCAGAGUUAACCCUUCCAGGGCAAUGAGGCCAUUACAGUUUAUACAAAUGGGAGAUAACGCAAAUGCCGUUCAGCAGGCCGCUCCCGAUAUUAUUAACCCACACAGGGCUGAUAGUGGUUUAGUGCAAGCGGCCGCUCAGCCGCAUGAUAUUGUGUCUAAUAAUAGCCUGCAUGUGAAUCAAGGCAAUGUUCAAAGUAUGCAUGUUAAUCAAAACAUUGAGCAUCAUUUACCAUCUCAUCAUUUACCAUCCCCCAUUGGUGUGAAUGCGGCUUUGAAUGGUGUGAACGUACAAGCAGCUCCUCAGGGAUAUAAUACACCCCUGGUUGGCAUACAUAAUGCGAAUGUGCAAUCUUUAAGCCAGCUACAACAUCCCAUUACUUUAGGCAUACAAGGAGUACAACCCCUUGAUCAGGGUAUCCACUCCCCCAUGGCAGCCACGCAGGGCGCUCAUGCACACUCAUUAAACCAUGCACAAUCAAUAAGCCAGGCAUGCCAUAACCCUAUUGUAGACCAGCAGGGUGUGAAUGCUCAGACAUCUGCGAAUGGACAGUCAGUGAGUCAGGGAUUUCAUACACCACUUCAUAUAGCUCAUCCACCCCUUGCUACUGAUAAUCCAGACACAUCCAUUGGGCAAAGUGCUCGCCAAAUUCUUUCUCUUUUGCAGGGGGCAAUUGGAUCACAAAGUGCAGCAAAAACACGGACCAACACUGCCACAGUCAUGAGUGGGGCGGAUGCAGGAGUACCAGGCAGCAUUACAGCAGGAGCAGCAGCCACCACUUCCACUGCACAGCAAGGGUCUUCAGGACUCGCCCUCCAAAACCAGCCAGCAGGCCAGCCCGUUUCCAGCAUGGGUCAGGGACCUCCUGCCAUUAGUCACGGUGAGAAUGCUUUAUUUACACACAAUGACCUUUCUUCCUCUGACUCAUCCUCUUCUGACUCAGGGUCUGAGACUGACUCUUCCUUGGGUUUACAAGGGGCAGGUCAGAAGAAAAUGUUUAGAAUGAUUAAGAAAAUUUUAAAGAGGGGGGUCAAGCCAGAUACUAAGCAGGAUAGCGCCAGUAACCCCGCCCCGCAAAACCCAUCUACAGAGGUGCCAGCUGAACCUCUCCCUACCAGGGCCAUCUCCGAAAGGCGAGCAGCCCUUUACGGGGACGCAAGCCCAGGAAAAAUAUACUCAUUGCAUAGACACCUGCGCAAAAAGGUGGUCAGUAGAAUCCACCGUGGAAAAUAUGUUAAUAUAUUUGACCUUUCGGUGGAGGCGUAUAGGCAGAGAGAGAAGAGCGCUGAGGGAACAGGGCCUAAAAAAUUUAAACGCCCAGACACUUUUGAUGAGUGGCUCCAGUGCUUCAGGGUUUUUUCCUCCUGUUAUAUCGAAAAGUACCCCUCCCAGAGUUUGCCUAUCCUAAAAUACACGGACACUAUUCACUGGAUUCAGCGUAAUCACAGUGAAGGUGUGUGGAGGGAAUAUGAUGCUGAGUUCAGGAGGAAAAUGGCAGGAAAUCCUUCCCUGACAUUUGACUCUACUGAUAACCAGUUGUGGCAGCGAAUGGACCCAAAAGGGGGUGCACCCGCUGCUGCAACUUCAACUCAGCAAUCAGCGCAGCAGUCCUUUCGCAAUACCAGAAGCAGGAAACGGGGGGGAACCUGCUGGCCCUUCCAGGACAAAAAAUGCGACAAGGGUAGCGCAUGCACCUUCAGACAUGUCUGCAGGUACUGCUCGGGUCCACACCCUGGCAGUGACUGCAUCAAGCGAAGGGACCAGGCCAAUAAGCCCCCUUCAGCAAACUUGGGCCAGAAAGGCGGAAACGCCAAUUAAUGUACAUGCCAUGGCACCAUGGUUGUGGGCUUACCCAGACCAGGCGGCGGCACGUAUGUUAUGGGAGGGUUUUUCAUUUGGUUUUCAUAUCCCCACAUUUAGGCAAAUCAAGGGUAAGAGAUUUAAUAGGAACCUUAUUUCAGCAUACCAACACCCCCAAGUAGUGAGGGAUAAAAUUAAUAAAGAAGUGACUUUAGGGCGAAUGGCGGGCCCCUUUGCUGCCCCACCUUUACCUGAUUUGGUCAUUUCCCCGUUGGGGGUGGUUCCCAAGAAAGAGCCAGGGAAGUUUCGCCUCAUUCAGCACCUGUCGUACCCAAAAGGUAGCUCAGUCAAUGAUGCCAUUGACCCCCAACUCAGCUCGGUGCGCUAUCAAUCCUUUGAUAGCGCACUAGACCUGGUCAGGAGGGCGGGUCAUGGUGCUCUAUUGGCGAAACUAGACAUUGAGUCGGCAUUUAGGCUUCUUCCACUCCACCCCUCAGUUUUCCAUCUAAUGGGUUGUAAGUUUGCAGGUGUGUACUACGUGGAUCGCUGCCUGCCCAUGGGCUGCUCUUUGUCAUGCGCCUUGUUUGAAGCGUUCAGUAGUUUCCUUCAUUGGGUCGUAGCUUCAGAAGUGGGCAGCGAUCCCAUAGCACACUACCUGGACGAUUUUCUCAUUGUAGGGAGGGCAGGCUCCGAUGAUUGUUUAUCCACAAUGAACAUCAUGCGCAGCGUCAUGAGACAUUUCGGGGUGCCCCUAGCAGAGGACAAAACGCAAGGCCCCGCGUCCUGUUUAGUCUUCCUGGGAAUCGAAAUCGACACCCAGGCUCGGCUCUGUAGGUUGCCACCUGAUAAAGUUCAGGGCAUGCUUGAGGCGGUCAGAGCGGCAGUCUCUAAUGCAGUUAUUUCCCUGAAACAGUUACAAUCCCUGUUAGGUUUGCUUAAUUUCGCUUGCAGAGUUAUCCCCAUGGGUCGGGUUUUUAACCGUAGACUGGAAAGACAGCUUAGUGGUAGGUCAAACCCGAAAUCAAAGAUAACCCUAGGGAGUGAAUUGCUGGCUGACCUGGUAGUCUGGGAACAGUUUCUCACGCGAUUUAACGGGAUUCGGGUCUGGCGUACCCCUCCCAUGUCUAGCCAGUUACUGCACCUUUUCACUGACGCAGCUGGAUCGCACGGUUACGGGGCCUAUUUCCAGGGAGAGUGGAGCGCGGAGCCCUGGCCGGAGUCCUGGGCCCCGGCGGGCCUUACUCGAAACCUGACUCUCCUGGAGCUAUUCCCCGUGGUCUUGGCGGUCGAGCUGUGGGGUGGGAAGUUGUCGAACGGGACUGUUGUGUUCUGGACAGACAACAUCAGUGUGGUCUUUGCGAUCAAUAACUUGUCAGCCACCUCAGCAAAGGUCAUUACCUUGCUGCGCCACCUGGUGUUGCGCUGUCUGGACCUUAACAUCCAGUUCCAGGCCCGUCAUGUCCCGGGCGUCGACAAUGUUGUAGCUGACGCCCUGUCACGAUUCGAAUGGGCGACAUUUCGCAAGUUAGCCCCCACAGCUGCAGCCGUGGGCUUACGCUGUCCUGAUUUCCUUUGGCAGCUCGUCCUUCCUGGAUAGCCUUACUGCCGUUGGUCCGCUCCUCCUUAGCACCAUCCACUUGGCACGCCUAUGCCCGCAUGUGGUCUGAAUGGGACAAUUUCUGUGCGUCCAGGGGAGCCGACGCUGCUCAGGGGUCUAGGGACAACUUACAUGAUUGGCUGGCACUACCCCCGGGGUGAAGCGAAUCUGGAUUGUGGGCCACUCCUUUGUCCACUGGGCCUCCCUACGCUGUGCGUCCCUCCCAUUUGGCCAAUCCCUAGGUCUCCCUUCCAACAAGGCAUCCGUUAGG
This is a messenger RNA of Bombina bombina (fire-bellied toad), 4239 nucleotides long. RefSeq lists its product as uncharacterized. The coding region runs from base 134 to 2389 and encodes 751 amino acids. The record is from RefSeq and is a predicted model, not a curated record. The transcript has 2 exons. Lineage: Eukaryota; Metazoa; Chordata; Amphibia; Anura; Bombinatoridae. Gene Ontology annotation, biological process: DNA integration; DNA recombination. Gene Ontology annotation, molecular function: metal ion binding; DNA binding.